AUGACUACCACAACUGAAGUCACAACCACGACCGGCUGUAAUAGCGUGGAUCCAUUGCGGAAGGUAGCCUUGACUUACCCGACCCCGGUCUUCGACGACGACCUUGACCAUGAUGAUGAUUCUGCCACUAUUACCUUGCCAUUUUCGUUCAAUGGCCAAAACACGGUAUAUAUCAGUUCGAAUGGUAUAUUAUCAGUAUCAACCGAAUAUGAUUCAGUCAGCAAAGAGCAACUUUCCACCAACAGCAUUGCAGCUAUCUCUUACUGUGUAUACUGGGAUGACUUAUAUGUUUCACUAGCUGCCGGUAACACUAUUGUGUACGAGGUGUAUACAGACGCCGACGGCCAGGUAGCCGUCUUUGAGUGGAUUGUAGGAAAGGGUGGCAACGAGGUGUAUCAUUUCAGUAUCAUGGUCUACGAAGACGCUUCGACAGAGGCCACCUUCUAUUACUACACACCGCCUCAAAAGGAGCAGAGUGUUACAACGAUAUCACUCCGCCAGGCCGAUAUCGCGCACGAAGUCUUUAACGACCAGCAUAACAUGCAAGCCGCCUUUGAGUAG
Messenger RNA from Fusarium venenatum, 561 nucleotides. NCBI's taxonomy places the organism in Eukaryota, Fungi, Ascomycota, Sordariomycetes, Hypocreales, Nectriaceae. The record is from RefSeq and is a predicted model, not a curated record.